CAAGACAGCUGUGUUCAAUCAGGAAUCACUUACAACUCCAGGCUGAAAAGGAGGGGGAAACUGUAGUGCGUAGUGCCGCUGAGAGGUCGGUGUCUCACUCGGCGUUGUGUUCCGCGGGGCUCCUCCGACUGACUCUUUGGAAGCGUCCUGAAUGCUUUCUCGGGUUCUGCUCUCAUCUGAGAGGUGUCUUCCGACCCAGCUGAGGAGAAAGGUGGCUCAGAACCGCGGGGAGAUUGUCGGGGCUGGUAUUUCACACGGGCUUUGGGCAGUUUGGAAAUGCAAAGCGUUCGCUACCUUCUGUUUGCAGUCGGGGCAGUGUUACAGCAUUUUUUGUAGCAGUGGAUCUUUGGUGAAACGAAAAUCCGUACAACCUGGCUAUUUUCGGAGCGCUUGCAUCGUUAUUAUGGAUUUGCAAAUUCCCGAGUGAAAAUGGCUGUCUGAACAAAAUGUGCAAAAAGGAGAAAGCCUGGAAAGGGAGUCCGUGUGGAGGCUUACACACAAUUUCCGUGCAUUAAAACCUGGAGGAAUACUCAAGUCUGAAAAGUUCAAUCAUGAAUUCUGGAGUUGUCUUGAAAUAUGGAAAUGACUCCUCUGCGGAGCUGAAUGAGUGACAGAUAACUGAAGGCGUGAAAUAACUGCACAGAAUUUAAAGGAUCUGACAGUAUUCCUGAAAACUCCAUUUAGCAGCCCUGGCAUCUCUGAAAGAAGAUAUAAUGGAGCUUAAUAAUCGUCUACAGCAAACAGAAAGAGAAAGGGACCUUUUGGAAAAGAAAUUGGCAAAGGCACAGGGAGAGCAAUCCCAUCUCAUGAAAGAAUAUGAAGAUGUUCAAGAACAAAUGAACCUGCGUUAUGAGGAACGAAUCACGGAACUUCACAGCAUCAUUGCUGAGCUAAAUAAGAAAAUUGACCACCUCCAAGGAACAACAAUAAGGGAAGAAGAUGAGUAUUCAGAGUUUCGAUCAGAGCUCAGUCAAAGUCAACAAGAAGUCAAUGAGGAUUCUCGAAGCUUGGAUCAAGACCAAACAUCUGUUUCCAUCCCUGAGAAUCAAUCUACCAUAGUCACUGCUGACAUGGAUAACUGCAGUGAUCUUAACUCAGAACUGCAAAGAGUACUGACUGGACUGGAAAAUGUUGUCUGUGGGAGAAAGAAGAGUAGCUGUGGUCUCUCAGUAGCUGAAGUGGACAGACAUAUUGAACAGCUCACCACCGCAAGUGAACACUGUGAUUUGGCUAUUAAGACAGUUGAAGAGAUUGAAGGAGUAUUAGGUCGAGAUCUCUAUACCAAUUUGGCUGAAGAGAGAUCUCGAUGUGAAAAAGAGCUGUCUGGCCUAAGAGAGGAAAAUGAAAGCCUGACUGCCAUGCUGUGUAGCAAAGAGGAAGAACUCAACAGGACCAAAGCCACCAUGAAUGCUAUCCGGGAAGAGAGAGACAGGCUACGAAGACGGGUUCGAGAACUACAAACACGCUUACAGAGUGUCCAAGCAGCGGGACCUUCUAGUCCAAGUCAUCUCACCUCUAUUAACCGACCAAUUAAUCCCAGUACUGGAGAGCUGAGCACCAGCAGUAGCAGCAAUGAUAUCCCCAUUGCCAAGGUUGCUGAGAGAGUGAAGCUGUCAAAGACAAGAUCAGAGUCUUCUUCAUCUGAUCGGCCCAUCCUAGGAUCAGAAAUCAGCAGCAUAGGGGUAUCUGGCAGUGUGGCAGAGCACCUUGCCCACUCUCUGCAGGAUUGUUCCAAUAUCCAGGAGAUUUUCCAGACCCUCUAUUCACAUGGAUCUGCCAUCUCAGAAAGUAAAAUUCGAGAAUUUGAAGUAGAGACAGAGAGAUUGAACAGUCGAAUAGAGCACCUAAAAUCUCAGAAUGAUCUGCUAACCAUAACACUGGAAGAGUGUAAAAGCAACGCUGAGAGGAUGAGCAUGCUGGUGGGGAAAUAUGAAUCCAACGCCACCGCUUUGAGACUUGCAUUGCAGUACAGUGAGCAAUGCAUAGAAGCCUAUGAACUCCUGCUGGCGCUAGCAGAAAGUGAACAGUCUCUUAUACUUGGACAGUUCCAAGCAGCGGGUGUGGGAUCUGUUGGGGACCAGACAAGAGAUGAAAAUGUUACCCAGAUGCUUAAGCAUGCUCAUGAUUGCCGGAAGACAGCAGAAAAUGCCGCCAAAGCACUGCUGAUGAAGCUGGAUGGAAGUUGUGGGGGAGCAUUUACAGUCUCUGGCUGCAGCAUCCAGCCGUGGGAGAGCCUUUCUUCCAACAGCCAUACCAGCACCACCAGCUCCACUGCUAGUAGCUGUGAUACAGAAUUCACCAAGGAAGAUGAACAGAGACUAAAGGAUUAUAUUCAACAGCUCAAGAAUGACAGGGCAGCUGUCAAGCUGACCAUGUUAGAAUUGGAAAGCAUCCAUAUUGAUCCUCUUAGUUACGAUAUCAAGCCUCGAGGAGAUAGUCAGAGACUAGAUCUAGAAAAUGCUGUGCUGAUGCAGGAGCUGAUGGCAAUGAAGGAGGAAAUGGCUGAGCUGAAGGCCCAAUUAUAUCUACUGGAAAAAGAAAAGAAAGCUCUUGAACUGAAGCUGAGUACUCGAGAGGCCCAGGAGCAAGCCUAUUUGGUGCAUAUUGAACAUCUUAAGUCUGAGGUGGAAGAACAGAAGGAACAAAAAAUGAGGUCACUUAGUUCCACCAGCAGUGGAAGCAAAGAAAAAUCUAGCAAGGAGUGUAUGGAUGGAGCCUCAUCUGUGCUAUCACUAGCUGACCUGAGAAUAACAUUCAGUGAGAAUGAUUUGGCUGCAGAAGUUACCAAUGCACUGCGACGGGAGAAGAAACUGAAAGCCAGAGUCCAGGAGCUUGUGAAUGCCUUAGAAAGACUGACAAAGAGCAGUGAAAUCCGACACCAGCAGUCUGCUGAAUUUGUUAAUGAUCUGAAAAGAGCUAACAGUAACCUGGUGGCUGCAUAUGAGAAAGCCAAGAAGAAACACCAAAAUAAACUGAAAAAGCUGGAAUCUCAGAUGAUGGCCAUGGUGGAGAGACAUGAAACCCAAGUGAGGAUGCUCAAGCAGAGAAUAGCUCUUCUGGAGGAGGAAAAUUCAAGGCCCCAUACAAAUGAGACCUCACUUUGAAAGGUUUUCAAAGCACCAAAAUUCUGCCCACCAAAGCCAAUCUGGAGGGAAAGACCAGGAGAGUUAAAAUGUACUUGGGGAAAUCUACCCAAGGAAAGGCUGCCAAACAGGAGCAGUAUCUAUUAAGUUGACCUUGAAGAACUUCCCAAGAGACAGUGGUGGUUGACUGCAUAUGUACUAUUGUGCAAAUAAAGGGAAUGUAUUCUUACACUAAGGUCCAGAGAAGAAACUAUCAAUGAUAAAUGCACGUUUCAGGUUUUCCUGGCCUACCAUACCUCACAGGUAACUGAUCCCAAUAGAUUUGUUGUCAGCCUGUUUCCUCUUACCACCCCUAGCCCCCCAAAACCAAACACCUUUGUCUGUCUUGAAGUUACUAUAUAAACUGAGUUUUGUUUUCAAUAAUUUCAAUGUUUUCUCUUUUUUGUCCAGAUAGUGUGCCCAUGUUUAAAUUUUCCCUUAGUUUUCCACCUAAAGGUAGGAAAAGUUCUGACAUAGAUAUGUGGCAGGUGUAUGGUCUUAAGUGCCGAAGGGAUGCUUAUUGAAAUCCUUCACAUUUGAAGUUUAUUUUACAACUUGAGGAUCUCAUCUAAGUGUGCCUUCCUCAUCCUUGAAACUGAGUUGUUGUAUAUGUAUGCCAUCAUUCAAAAUGUGUGUCCUUCACAAAUGACUAGCCCAGAUCCUUUAGUGGAACAGUAUAAACCUGGAGUUUCUGAGAAAUGAAGCCUUUGUGAAACUUCCCUUCAUGAAUUUGGGACUUCAAUUCCCAAAAUGUUGUAUUAUGUGGAUUUCUCAAAAACAAAACAUUUCUGCACUUUUCCAUAUUAAUCCAAAACAUUAAAUAUAAAUAUGUGAUUAUAAGUUGGAAUAAAUACAUUUUAGCAAAGUUGUGUUAAAUGAAGCCGUUUUUGUUAGAACAUGUAGAAUUUCCAGAUCAAAGGAACUUUCUCCAUGUACCCUUGCAAGCAAGGCUUGUGGCCUCUUUACUCAGAGAAAGUAGAGAUAAGCACACAGUGACUAGCACAGUCUCAGAUGAAGAAUGUGUGGGACCUUAAAAAAAAAAUGCAGUUGCCCAUACACUUCUUAGGUUAGAUUUGGAAUUAUUUUGUUUUGUUUUUUCCAGUUGAAAGUUUUCUACUCCCAUCUCAAAUGGGAGUAGAAGCUUAAUGUUUUGACUUACUAACUUUUCUGCCAUUUUAAUUUCAGCUCUUCUGAUUAGCCCUCCUUUAUCAACAUUUUCAACUAAUUUUCACCUAUGAUUUUUAAAGGCCCAAUCUCAAAUUAGCCAAUAGCUAAUUUUGUAAUGGCAACAUAUGAGGUUCUAUCCAAAGCUAUUUAUCAAAUUUUUUUUGGUACUUUCAUACCCGAGUAUAAACUGAAAUUCAUGUAAAUACUGAGUAACUAGGUAACAGAGGCUGAAAUUGGUCUGUAAUUCACCGUAUUGUGAAAAAGUGCAGGAUAUAUAUCUAGUGAAAAAGAAUGUUAAGGUUUUAGCUAUAAUAGAAUUCCACUGAACAAAUAUUAAGCACCUUUACCCACAAUGAAUUAUGCUGCUUGGGAUACCAAAUAAAAUUAAACAAAACAGUCUCUGUGCUCAGGGAUCUUCCAGGGACUAGGCAAUGUAUACAAAUAAGAUGAAAUGCAUUUGUUUUAUUAAAGGAAAACUAUGUCCAUGGUAGGAUCAGACAGGGAGAGACCAUCUUUUUGUUGCUCUAAAAAAAUAAUUAGAACUGGAAGAUUCACAAGACUAUCAGAGCUAGAAAGCAUCUAAGAUUUUCUAUUCCAAACAUCUUAUUUUUGUGGAAAAAUGCAAGUAAAAUGGCUUGCCUACGGUAAAUAGUAGAGCCAGGACUUAAAACCCAUAUCUUUUGCUUUUUUCCUACUACAUGAUAAAGGGAUGAAGUUGACCAUAUUGAGCUGUUUGUUUCCCCAGAGUUGUUGAUUAGAUUCUGAUGAUGACAGGUCAGCAUUAACAGUCCUUUCUAUUCUUUUUAAUAAUAGCUAGCAUUCAUAUGCUUUAAGGUUUGCAAAGUGCUUUACUAGCAUUUUAUCCUCAUAAUAUCCCUAUAGAUGGAAAUUGAGGCAAAAAGAAUUGACUUAUGCAGAUCAAAUAGCUAGAAAAUGUUUGUUUGAGACUUUUGAAUUCAGAUUUUCUGGGCUGAAAUCAGGCCCGGCAUUCUGCCAUUUAACUGCCUCUUUUUAAAUAUACACUAAAGACAUACCACUUUAUUUACUGAAUGAGAAAGUUCUUCCAGGGAAAAAUAGACUAGUGUUGCUUCACAAUUGCGUAAGAAAAUAAAGCACAAGAGAUAAUUUUUCUUUCCUUUUAUUUUUCAAAUACUUGAAAAAAAUAAUUUCCAGCCAAAGCUAAAACUGUAAAGUUCAUUUAAAUAAUUACACACACACACACACACACACACACACACACACACAUAUAUAUUUCAAGGAGUGGUCCAGACUUGCUUUCAGUUGUGUGAAAAGUUGCUCUACUAAUACAGUUCAGCAAUUUCUCUAUCUGUAUUGUACAAUAAAGAAAAGGAUUAAUGAGUUACCCAUGUACUAUAUGCAUAGCCAGUAUGUGUCAAAUGCAGGAAUGGAACCCAUCUUUUCCUUCAAGACCUGCCCUUGCAAUCCUUCCUUUUUCAUGAUUAGAUUUAUUAAAAUACUGACUCUAAACAUUCAUGAAAAUUGUAUUUUAAACUAGGUACAUUUUUAAAAAUUUAGUUAAACAUAAUUUUAAUUGAUUAUCUCUGGUUUGGAUAGGGUAGAAACAAUAGAGAUAAAAGUCUAUGUUACCUUCCAGUUCUAGAAUUCUUUAAUUAUUAUUUGACCAAGAGACUUUUAUCUCCAUUUUUUUCAGGUUCCAAGAGAACUAAUAUCUGUCAGAUAAGUGUGUAAAAACUUUGGAGCCUUUCCCCACCUUGCAAAAAUAUUUUUUUUUCCUGAUGUCAUUCCUCUUUUUUUGAAAUUAAGCUGCCCCUGUCACUUCCUUCACUAUUUUAACCAAGAUGAAGUAGAGAAGCAUGUUUCUUAUUUUGAUAGAACUUUGUUGUAACAAAUAUUUCAAUCUUUUUUUAUUCUUUCUAGUUGUAGGUAAAGAGACGGUUGAGGGAGAGAGGAAUGAGGUGGGGAAAAAUCCUAUGGAACCAGCAAUUUCACUACAGCAAGAGAAAAAUCUUCCUUUAACCCUAAAGUGAAUAAUGCUAAAGCCUUGUUUUUCCCCCCCGAGAUUAGCCUUUUGUACAGACUAGAAUGGUCAAAAAGUGCCUAAUUUUUAUUUGUCCAGUUCAAAAAAAUACCACACAAGAGUUUUUGGUUCUAUACUCUCUGGUUGAUUUUGAUAUACUGUGAAGACCUUUAGUAUAUUAAUUUUAAUAGCCUUUAACACUUUUCUUCCCUAAAACUGGUAUAGUCUUCUGAUGAAAAAGCCUUUCAUGGAACAAAAUUUACCUAAAAAUGUCUUUCUUUCCAGUAUUCACAUGCCUAAAUUUUGCUGCAUGUUUGGUGGUGGAUAUGCCAGUUAACAAACUCAUCUGUUCUCAUUAUAUAACAGACAUCAAAAUAGGUGUCAAAUAAACAUAAUGGUUUAAUUUUUCUUUUAUCUAUCCUGUGUAUGUUCAUAACCUGGGCUUAAUGAGCAGGUUUCUCUGCUCAAACCUAAGAAACUUAUACUCAAUUUAGAGUCCUUUCUUCAAAGCUAUUACAGAAUAUGGAAAAUAUUUUUAAAAACAAGCAAACUUGUUUGAAACUAACUUGAUUUUCCUGGCUACAACCAAUUUAAAUGUUUUUCCUAAAUAAAGUGUCCUUUGUAUUCUUCAGAAAAAAAUAUUUGAGUGUAUCCUCAUAUCGUGGGAACUGUUUUACAAUAUCUUCCUUACAGUAUUUCCUUGAAAGUCACAAAAAAAUUGUCUUAUAAUUCUUUCCAAAUUCCUGCUGGUUCAUUUUUUUUUUUUUUUUUUACACGAGUUAUUUAAUUUUCAAGUUGAUUCUUUUAAAGGAGGGAGAAUGUUUUGGAUAAGUGGAACUUUUCAAACUCUUCAUUUUUUUGAUUUUCUCUGGUAGCUGAGUUUUGCAAAUAGUUAUGUUAGAAAAGCCAAUUCCUUGUAUAUGAACCUAAAAAUAAAAUCAUUUGUAAACAUUAAUUAAAAAAGGGACUGAUUAAUGCUUUAUCCUGUUAAUGCAAAUAUUAUCUAUUAAUUCCAUGAGUUAGCCAGUUUGGGGUUCUUUUGGUUGUUGUUUUUGCUGUGAAAUAAAGUGUUUAUUGCUAAAAGUCUCUUUUAAAUAGAUCCAAAUAAGUUGACUUAUUUUUUGAAGUAUUUCUUUUAUUAAAACAUACCUGUGCGCAGACAGGUCAACUUAUAAGUGUAAGGUGUUCUCCCAAGAGCAAUUUUGUUCUGUAAUCACUUAUGUUUAAUAAGUUAUUCUAAUAUCACAAAUACCAAUCUCCACAUUUACAUUUCAGUUACAGUCUUUAAGAUUUUAGAUACUCCAUUUAGACUUCUUGUGUUUGUUCAUUCAUCUUUCUGUUACAGGAUCUAGGAACAUUUAUAUAUGUUUAAGUAAAUGCUCUUAUGUGCAGGUACUCUGAGUAAAGUGUUAUUGAAAAUUAAACCUCUGAAAUAAAUAUAUAUAAGUAAAAUUAUGAAACUUGGCCAUCAGUUGGAGGUGUGUGAUUCUCUUAACAAUGAAUACAACUUAAAUGCACUUAGGAAACAUUAAUAAAGGUCUUGCUUAAUAAGGACCAUGAAUAUGAAUCAUAAAGUAGUAGCUCAGCAGAACAGAAUUAGGUCCAUAGCACCUCUGAAUAUUAACUGGAGUGCAUGUAGACAAAUCUAGAGUUGUUACAGUUGCAGCAACUGGUAUAACGAUGUUUUGCUAGUGGGAAUAUGUAAAGUUCAUUUCAUCUUCAUUGCAGUCAUUCAGAAAGUCACAAAGCAAAACCUCUUAUCAAUCUUACCUAAUGUAGCAUAAUUAUACUUAUUCACUCAUUUAUUCCAAAGAAAACUUUG
Sarcophilus harrisii (Tasmanian devil) is the source of this 8110-nucleotide messenger RNA. It is a transcript of the gene MCC, whose product is annotated as MCC regulator of WNT signaling pathway. Gene Ontology annotation, cellular component: cytoplasm. The record is from RefSeq and is a predicted model, not a curated record. Gene Ontology annotation, biological process: negative regulation of canonical Wnt signaling pathway. NCBI's taxonomy places the organism in Eukaryota, Metazoa, Chordata, Mammalia, Dasyuromorphia, Dasyuridae. Bases 714 to 3104 code for a protein of 796 amino acids. The transcript is spliced from 18 exons.